Dichomitus squalens LYAD-421 SS1 is the source of this 1419-nucleotide messenger RNA. RefSeq lists its product as uncharacterized. The transcript has 4 exons. Lineage: Eukaryota; Fungi; Basidiomycota; Agaricomycetes; Polyporales; Polyporaceae. The record is from RefSeq and is a predicted model, not a curated record. Bases 1 to 1419 code for a protein of 472 amino acids.
AUGCGUGUCUCGACUUUUCUUGCUAUCGUGGCUCUAGCCCUGUCCGCUCACGCUCUUCCGCUCCCCAGUGCUCCAAGUAGUGCUGAUGCAUCUUUGUCCACGACUGUAGACGGCGCCGCCGCACCAUCGUCCGCGAUCGCCUCUUCGAUCGCAGAUACCACAUUCGCUCCCUCAUCUACAAUAAUCGACUCUUCUGCUACCACGCCUACCGACCCUGCUGCAUCCACAGAUGCGACCGAUUCCUCGGCGCCCACCGAUUCUGGCUCAGCCACAGUCACUGCUACAGAUCCAUCCGCGGACGCGUUGGCCACAGACUCUUCCGCAAGUCCCACAGACCCCGGUGUAGACGCUUCUGCCACGAACUCUUCUGCACUCCCCACGGCUACAGACAGCUCGUCUGACCCAGCGUCGACAUCCACCGACACAUCUACUGACACUUCAGCGGCGCCAACAGACACAUCCACUGACAGUGCGGCGGCGCCGACAUCCACGGGCAUCUCGUUUGACGUCCCAGCUGUCCCGUCCGCCUGCCUCGCCCUUCCUUCCGGCGUCGUCACUUCCGCUGCAGCCCCCACCAGCAGUGCCACAUUCUCCAUCACGGACACUGCGUCCGAUGCCUCAGCGACUGCCGUGUCGUCGUCGUUCGACAACUCAACUUCGACGGCGGUCGCUCCGGCAUCGUCGUCUGUGGCCAACGCGACGGCGACGGAUAUUGCCUCUGUCACAUCGUCCGGGGCAGACGCCACGGCGACUGAUAGUGCGUCAGCAUCCUCGUCUGCGGCCGACGCUACGGCAACUGCUAGCGCGUCGGGUUCGUCUUCGUCAUCCAACGCAACUUCCAUCGCCAGCGACGCGUCCGUCGCAACUGAUGUGCCCACAUCGACAGCGGAUUCAAUCGCGUCGGCAACCCCCACCGAUGGGUCAGCGACCGACUCGACUCUCGUAAGACGCAUCGCGCAAGACGACAUUCUUGCCCUCGCUCAGUCAUGGCAAGACCUUUGCCUCGCAAGUGGCGGUGACAUCUACACCAACGAGCCGUGCGUCCAGCUCGCAGGUGUCAACGGCAUCAACGCCCUUCAGGCCGACGCAGACCCGUGCGCCCAGCAGGACAACGCUGACGCCAUGAUAGACUUCGCAAACUCCCCUGGGGUGACGAACUCUGUCGCGCUCAUCGCGAACGCAGUCGCGUACAGGCAGCAUGCGCGCAACGCGGUCAACAUCAACGGCGUCCUUCCUUCAAACCCGUACUGCCAGCGCGCCCCGCGGAACGCUGAGCUCCAGGGCUUGGUGAACGCGCAGCUCCCUGAGGUCGACCCCUUCAUCUUUGGCAGCUCUCAGCUUGGGCUGUUCGCUUUCGGAGCGGAUGGCACUUGUCCGUUCGGCCAGACACCUGAUCCCACGACGUGCAGCUGUGCUUAA